Molecule: messenger RNA, 2949 nt
Organism: Daldinia vernicosa
Lineage: Eukaryota; Fungi; Ascomycota; Sordariomycetes; Xylariales; Hypoxylaceae
Product: Ent-kaurene synthase
Exons: 4
Coding region: 1-2949 (982 amino acids)
Biological process (GO): diterpenoid biosynthetic process
Molecular function (GO): magnesium ion binding; terpene synthase activity
Source: RefSeq, a predicted model, not a curated record
AUGCAACCAGCCAUAGCUCAUUUAGGGUUAAGGGCCAGGGCAGCCGUUAAGUCUAUAGAAGAAUCACUUGGAUCCCCUUAUCACGGAUCAAGCUCAAUGACAAUGUCUAUUUAUGACACUGCGUGGGUAGCGAUGGUGAUCAAGACCGAAAAUCAGGGGAACGAGACCGUAUCUCGCUGGGUAUAUCCCCAAUGCUUUCAGCAGUUGCUGAAGAGCCAGACGUCGGAGGGUAGUUUUGGUAAGAAUAGUGUAGAAGUCGAUGGUAUUCUUAAUACCAUGGCAGCGGUUCUAGCACUACAGAAACUUGGAGCGAACCCCAUGGUCUUAGGCGCUAUAACAGUGUCUGACCUGGCAGCUCGAAUUUCUCGCGGAUGUGCAUACUUACAAGAAAAAUUACAAACUUGGGAUGUUUGUUCUACAUGCCACGUGGGAUUCGAGAUACUGGUUCCGACACUCCUUGAUUUGCUUGCUAAGGAGGGUAUGGAUUUCAAAUUUCCCGGGUUUGGGCCUUUGAUGGACAUGAACGCUCGGAAACUGUCUAAAUUCUCGGAGGGGAGUUUAUAUUCGCCACAUCAGACAACACUGCUUCAUUCUUUGGAAGGUUUCAUCGGCAAGAUCAACUUUGAUAGGAUGUCCCAUCACCUUCGCCAUGGAGCGAUGAUGGCUUCCCCAUCGUCGACCGCAGCGUAUCUCAUGAACGCCUCAAAGUGGAGCGAGGACGCGGAGGCUUAUUUACGCUUCGUUGUAGAUGCAAGUAAUGGUGGAGUUCCAUCUGCAUUUCCCAUCACAAUAUUUGAAAUUACUUGGGUUCUUUCAACACUUCUAGAAUCGGAUUUCACCGUACAGGAUCUCGGACCAGAUACUGUUUACUCCAUAACGAAUUUUCUAGAAACUCAACUACAUGAUGGAUCGGAAACCACUGGAUUUGCUCCAGGCAUUCUACCAGAUGCAGAUGAUACGGCGAGGGCAAUAUUGACCCUAAGCCUCUUGAAACGACCAGUGUCGUGCGGGGAUAUGAUCAAGACCUUCGAGUCCCAAACACACUUCAAGACGUAUAGUUACGAAUCCACAGAGUCUUUUAGCGCCAACUGCAAUGUCCUUAACGCCAUCAUUCGAUCCACAAACCCGUCUCUCUAUAUUCCACAGGUUAACAAAUCGCUAAACUUUCUCUGCCAAACAUGGUACGAGGGGAAAGUGUCUGACAAAUGGAAUAUGGAACCCCAAUACUCAAUGAUGCUCUUAGCUGAGGCGUUGACGCAAGUAGUUGAAGUCUGGGACAAAGGCCACAUUGCUGGGCUUUCUACGAAUCUAAUCUCUCAACGUAUCCCACUUAUAACCUUGCAAAUGCUUAUACGUACCGCCGAUGGCCAGUCGUCCAAUGGGUCUUGGAAAGAUUCACCAGAAAUCACUGCGUACGCGGUAUUGACUUUGAAGAAACUUGCCCCUUUGCCAUGGAUUGCUGGAAUCCUCGAUAUAAAGACGCGUGAAAGUAUUGAUCGCGGCGUUAAGUACCUAGAGGCAAACGAAGGGAGAUGGGACACGCCUGAACUCAUCUGGGUGGAAAAAGUUACUUACGGCUCUAAACUCCUAUCAGAGACCUAUUGUCUGGCCGCACUUCGGGCUUCUAGUUCUCGUGACUGGAGCGAGAAAGCUACUGGGCUUUUCCUGGCACCAACGAAUCAAAUUAGUGAUUAUACACACUUCUUUUCCAAACUACCACUAUUUUCCCAAGAGCCGGUUUGGAGACUACAGGCAUCCAUCAUCGAGGGAUAUAUGUUCGCACCUAUACUACGCUCUACACAGUCAGAACUCCAAGUAUUCCCAAGCAAUGGUAAUGGGAGUGCUAAGUAUUUCGAUUAUAUCCCUAUAACAUGGACUCUGUGCAAUAAUGCGACAAAUUUCACCCUAUCGCCCGAGGCUCUCUACGAAAUGAUGAUCAUAGCCAUGCUAAAUUUCCAAGCUGAUAAGUAUCUUGAGGAUAUUUCCGGCAAUGACAAAAUAAUAGGAAAGUUUGAAUCUCUCAGGACCGUUGUUUAUCAGCUAUGCAAAGACGUCCCUGAAGAAACAACAGAUAAUCAAAAUAGCAAUCCCAGGAACCAUGUGGUCAACGGCAGCAAGACACGUAAACUCGGCGCAAGUGAGAGCGACGAGAAGCCGGAGCCUCAAGACUCGAAUAAUUUGUACCCUUUCAAGACUCUACAGGACGCAGAACGGGUACUCUCUCGCUUCACCACAUACAUUCUAAGUCACAGGAAGGUUUCUACUGCUACUAGCGUCCUACAACGCCGGCUUAGGGAGGAAUUAUUGACCUUCAUCCUAGCACAUAUCACCCAUGGCAAGCACAACUCCCAGCUAUCAAUGUCCCACCCGCAAGACAAGAUCCAAAUCUUCACUCAAGCUCAAGCAUCUUACUAUAGUUGGGUACACACUACCUCGGCGGACACCACUAGCUGUCAAUACUCAUUCGAAUUCUUCAGAUGCCUCAUCGCUCCUCCGGGAACCAAUCCGUUCCCUAGCACGCUUGCUGAGUACCUUGCACAAGAUGUUUGCCGUCAUCUCGCCGUUAUGUGUCGCCAAUACAACGACUAUGGCUCCGUCAAACGGGAUCUUGCAGAGAAUAACCUUAAUAGUAUCAAUUUUCCUGAAUUCCACGACGUCUAUUCGAUAUAUGACACCGUAACCCGCGACGAAGAACUAGCUGGGAAGUCCGACAAUGGGGUUACUCAAUCCCAAUCACAACCACAAGAAGCACAUAUCAAGGAGGCUCUGCAGAAGCUAUUCGACAUUGCUACCUACGAACGAGAAUGUCUUGAACAUGCAGUAAACAGGCUUCGGGGGGAGAUAAAGCCGCAAACCCUAAAGACACUGGAGCUUUUCAUCAAGGUCACUGAUCUUCACGGACAGAUUUAUCUAGUGAGGGAUAUCAACAACAAUACCAAAUCCAAAUGA